Racocetra fulgida is the source of this 388-nucleotide messenger RNA. Lineage: Eukaryota; Fungi; Glomeromycota; Glomeromycetes; Diversisporales; Gigasporaceae. The record is from the annotation of a GenBank genome assembly.
CAACCUUCACUGAUGUGAUGCCAACUAAACUUUUAGAUAAACUUGCUACUCAAACAGAAGAGUAUAUCUGCAAAACCCACUCUAUGCCAACUAUUACCAAACGCCGCAACUAUUACUUUUACGAACUUCUAAAUGCAUACCAACAAGCAGCUGCACAAAAUUACCUUAUUGACAAUAUCAACAAACAAAAAGCAAUAGAAAAUCUUACUAUUAAACCUAUUAGUACAGAUUUUCUUGCUAAAGUUAUUACAUAUUUCGAUACUAAAAAUAAAUCACUUAAUUAUCCACAACUUGUUAAAUUCUAUAAAGAAACUGCUUACUCAAAAGCAGAGAAAAUUAUUCAAACAAAAUUCAAAAUGUCCUAUACUACACCAACCUCCAUAGAGGA